This is a messenger RNA of Etheostoma spectabile (orangethroat darter), 2568 nucleotides long. Its product is annotated as shaker-related potassium channel tsha2. Bases 571 to 2004 code for a protein of 477 amino acids. The record is from RefSeq and is a predicted model, not a curated record. Gene Ontology annotation, molecular function: protein binding; delayed rectifier potassium channel activity. Gene Ontology annotation, cellular component: voltage-gated potassium channel complex; membrane. Lineage: Eukaryota; Metazoa; Chordata; Actinopteri; Perciformes; Percidae. Gene Ontology annotation, biological process: protein homooligomerization; potassium ion transmembrane transport; action potential. The transcript is spliced from 2 exons.
CAUGAAUGAGGGACCUGCAGGGUGAGAGACGUCUUUUACUGAGUCAACUCUGGAUCUAUAAAACACACUUGACCUUGCGCUGAAUAAAAAAAGACUGAUGACUCUGACGUGGGAUAUUUUAAAAAGACAUUCUCUUACAAUUGAAAAGAUUUUGUAAGGCUAUCCCUUUGCUUGGAAAUUACUGCUACAGUGAAGUGAGUGAGUAUGAGAGGGACAGCAGCAGCAGCAGCAGCAACAGCAAGUGUCAUCUGGUCUUCCAACUUGGGGAGGGCUUUGGAGUUUAAAAUGGUGUGAAUAUGAUAGCCAUCGAUAUAGCUUAUGCAAGUGGAGAUCUGUCUGCACUAUUGAAAGUUGACAGUUCAGAGGCACUAAUCUGACAAUAAGGACUGUAUAAAUCAACAACAGCACAACAAUUUCGGAUAUCAACAAACAAAACUGUUGGGGAGCAAAAAAGGGGACAUUGUCUCUGGCGGCUGCAUGAGAAAGCGAGUUGGGAGGACGCAAAGGCAAAAGGGCAAGAGGAAGCCACCCAGGAGGUGAGUGACGGAUUUACCCUCGGAGGGGUAAAACAUGACUGUGGUGUCCCAGGAGAACCACGACGACACUGUGGUCGUAUCUCCUUUGUUGCAAGAUGCUGCUGACUUGGAACCCGCGGACCAGGAGUGCAGCGAGAGGGUGGUCAUCAACAUCUCAGGUCUGCGCUUUGAGACGCAGUUAAAGACCCUCUCCCGCUUCCCGAGCACGCUACUGGGAGAUCCGCGUAAACGGAUGCGUUUCUUUGACCCGCUGAGAAAUGAAUACUUCUUUGACAGGAACAGGCCGAGCUUUGAUGCCGUCCUCUAUUAUUACCAGUCAGGAGGACGGCUUCGGAGGCCCGUAAGUGUACCUGUGGAUAUUUUCCUGGAAGAACUAAAGUUUUAUGAAUUUGAUGAAGAGGUCAUAGAAGUUCUCAGAGAAGAUGAGGGCUUAUCGAGGGAAGAGGACCGCCCGCUGCCAAACAACGUGUAUCUACGCCAGCUCUGGCUCCUGUUUGAGUAUCCAGAGAGUUCAGGUCCUGCUCGGAUAAAUGCCAUUGUGUCAGUUAUGGUUAUUUUAAUAUCCAUAAUUAUAUUUUGCUUAGAGACUUUACCCGAGUUUAGAGAAGUCCCCGCAGUGCCCGACAAUCACGCCAAUGGAAGUGCUCACGGCAAAGCGCCCAGUCCGUUUACAGAUCCAUUUUUCAUGGUGGAGACACUUUGCAUCGUGUGGUUCUCCUUUGAAUUCACCAUGAGGUUUCUCUCCUGUCCCAGUAAAGCAGUUUUUUUUAAAAACAUAAUGAACCUGAUUGAUGUUGUGGCCAUAGCUCCUUAUUUUAUCACCCUGGGCCUUGAUCUGGCAGAGCAUCAGGGCAGCAGUCAGCAGGCUGCGUCAUUGGCCAUCCUGAGGGUCAUCCGUCUGGUCCGUGUUUUCAGGAUUUUUAAACUUUCCAGACACUCCAAAGGUCUCCAGAUUCUCGGCCAAACGCUUCACGCAAGCCUCAGGGAGCUGGGACUGCUCAUAUUUUUCCUGAUUAUUGGAGUCGUUUUAUUCUCCAGUUCUGUUUAUUUUGCAGAAGCAGAAGACCCCGAAUCUGGAUUUUCAAGCAUACCUGAUGCAUUUUGGUGGGCUGUGGUGACAAUGACCACAGUUGGAUAUGGAGACAUGUGCCCAUCCACCAUUGGGGGGAAAUUUGUUGGAUCUUUGUGCGCCAUCGCCGGAGUGCUAACCAUAGCUUUACCUGUCCCUGUUAUAGUGUCAAAUUUCAAUUAUUUCUACCACAGAGAGAACGAGGAUGAGGAAAAUGUUCAGUACGUACAUGUGACAUGCGGGCAGCAGCAGCCCUCCUUAGGUGAAUCUGAUUCAAACAAAAGUAACCUGUCGCUUUCCAAAACAGAUUCCUUUCAGGAAAGCGACGACUUGGAAACUUUGACAUAUCCAAACGUAACCCCAGUGGAGACAUACACAGGGAGACUGUCAGACGUAUAAACGUUGCAAGAAGGUUUUAUUUCUGGAGGCAGACGAUUAUAGGAAGCGUGUCACUCCUUCACAGUCGCAGCAAAAUACAAGCAUGGGAUUCUCUUCUUCUCCAAAGUAUUGGGACAUUUUCUCAUGGCUAUAUUCGUGCAUCGCUAGUGUUGUAGCCUACAGAGACCUCGUGGAGAAAACGCUUUGAAAAUGUUCAGUCUGCCUUAAUGGACAUUGUGUGUAUCAUCAUUAGAAAAAACAACAUUCUUUUGUGCAGGCUUUAUUAAUGACCACGCUUUAUUUGUGUAAAAAAACCUGCGUUUUGUAAUUCUGAAUUGUCCCUUUUCUUAUGCAGCUUUUAAUGUAAAGUUGGAGUCGCAACUGGCCUCUCUGCUGUCACAAACAUUCGGAUUGCAUUGCAGCUCCUGUACACAAUGCCAUAGCCCCAGUCAUUACAGUGCAAUGUCUGCAUGGCACGAAUGCAAUGUGAAUUUUAAAUGUAAUGAAAUAUUUAUUUUUUUAAUUUAAACAUGUAUGUGAACUUAACUUAAUCAUUUUUAUAAAUAAAUUUUGACUCAGAAAAUA